This is a messenger RNA of Fimicolochytrium jonesii, 2745 nucleotides long. RefSeq lists its product as uncharacterized. The record is from RefSeq and is a predicted model, not a curated record. Gene Ontology annotation, molecular function: 3'-5'-RNA exonuclease activity; RNA binding. The transcript has a single exon. Bases 1 to 2745 code for a protein of 914 amino acids. NCBI's taxonomy places the organism in Eukaryota, Fungi, Chytridiomycota, Chytridiomycetes, Spizellomycetales, Powellomycetaceae. Gene Ontology annotation, cellular component: P-body; exosome (RNase complex). Gene Ontology annotation, biological process: mRNA catabolic process.
AUGACCAUCCAGCAAAACGGGCAUUCGAUAUAUCAUAGUGCAGCGGAUGUUACUUUCCAAAUACCGGGCUGGGGAUACAGCAAGAUCGUAUCGGAGGAAAUACCUAGUCAUUUUGCGACGGCGGGAAUGUCGCUCCAAGAUCAGGAGCGCCUCACCAAAGCGAAUCUGUCCCGUUUCAUCAUUGCGCAUAUUGAUCGUUUCAAGGACGCUGCAGAUGCCUAUGCGUUUGAGAAAGCGCGCCAAUUCAGUCGGGUCUACAAUCAUUUCGAUGACAAGGGGGAGUCGACUGUGACGAUCGAUCAGGUUGCUCAGUUCGUGUUUUAUGGACCGGAGGCAGUCGAGUCUCCGGACCAAACUCCAACUCCCGCUGAGCUGUACGCGACAUACCAGUUUCUGCUGAAGACAUCAGCGUUUUUCGAGCCUUCGAAAGGUCCCAGCAUGAGGAAAGGGCGAUCCUUCACUCUGAGAUUACGAAAUGAGGUGGAUGACAUCAGGUGGAUUUGGAAACAGCUUCGCGCUGAGAAUGCCGCAAUUCACCGCAAGGAGUCCUCUCCCCUGAACGAGUUUAUUGAGAAGUGUCAGACAUUGGUACACUGGCACCGCGACUCCGCACGGUUUGGAUCGGGCAAAGAAGACACACCCGCUCCUGAAGUGAACUUCACCGACUCUGAUCGAGUCUUCAUCUCAUCGUUACGAAAAGCGGCAACCCACUACGAUAUCCUUGGCAACCCGCACGUUCAAAUUGCCUCGAAUCUGAUCAGGAGGCUGCACCCUCUGUAUACUCUCCGCUAUGGAAAGAAUGCAAGUGGGGCAGAACGUCAAGCCGCGCAAUUGCUCAAAGAGAUCGGGGCUUUGACGCCUUGGGAAAACACAUCGAUGUACCGCCCGGGCGAACGGUCCCGCAUACGGACGUUGGAGGGUCAUGGGAUGAGCGCCUGGGCGGACGAUGUGGCAGCGGAGGCGCAGGAAUUGGGCAAAGACCUGAUCAAGUCACCCGAGUUCAUCUUUAACGAGCAAGGAAAGGUUGUCAAACCCGAGACGACGGCGGAGGAGAGUGUCAAGGAGACACCGCACGUCCCGAAGCAAUCUCUGCUAGAACUUGUCAAGUCGAUGAUCAUCCAUCCGGCCGGGCAAGAUGAGCUGAACUUCUACGCAACCGAUCCCUGCGCGGAAAUCCGCCGCGAUUUUGGAGACCUGCCCGUGUUCGUCAUCGACGACCCUACCGCCCACGAACUGGAUGACGGCAUGUCCGUGGAGAAGACUGCUGACGGUGACUUAUGGGUCCAUGUGCACAUAGCGGACCCGACUGCCUACAUCCCGCCAACCCAUCCGCUAUCGCUGACCGCUCAAUUACGCGGAAACAGUGUCUAUCUGCCUGAAAGGCAUUAUCCGAUGAUGCCAGAUUUCACGAGUAACGAGCGGUUCAAUCUUGGCAAAUCGCAGUGCGCCAUGACCUUCAGUGCGCGGAUCGGCGAAGACGGCGAGUUCCUGGAUUUCGACGUGAAGCCCAGUAUCGUCCGAAACGUGAAGAUCCUCUACUAUGACGACGUCGAUGAGGUUUUAGAUUGGACUGAUAUUUACGGGGUCAGAGAGCCUGCUAUGAAGCCAUCACCUUGGACGAGGCAGCUUUUGGAAGCCAAGGAUGCGAAGCCGGGAUUCCGCGGCGACACUGCUCCUGGAUUAGAUACCGAGGGCGUCGAACUACUGCGGUCCUUGCAGAACGUCAUGAAGCGCGCGGCAAGGGAGCGCACACUCAACGGCGGGUUCUACAAUGACCAAUGCGACCUCACCGUCAAGGUCAAACCGUACCCACAGCCCUUCACACCCGUCACCCCCGAGAAGCCCUUCUUCCCAUCCCGCGAAUCCUUCCCCACCAUCACGCUGAAACCCGACGCUCCUGGAAUCCUCAGCCCAGCGCACAUGAUGGUUGCCGAAUGCAUGAUUAUGGCCGGCCGCGUCGCCGCCAAAUGGUGCACCGAGCACAACGUCCCCGGCAUCUACCGCGGACAAAUGAGCAUUAUCGAGCACGGGCACAAGCUGGGCCGGAAGGAAGAAGCGACCCUCCUCAUGAAGAACGCGUACGCAGCGAUCGACAAACCCUCGGGAGUCAUGCCGUUCAUGGCGUACAUGAACUUGGUCCCACUCAUGCCCCCCGCCGCCGUCUCCGCCACCCCGAUCCCGCAUCUCAGCAUGGGCAUCGGAAACAACACCGGGUACAUGAAAGUCACCUCCCCGCUCCGCAGGUACAAGGACAUGGUCGCCCACUGGAACAUGAAAGCCAGCAUGCUCGGCCAACCGUACCCCUUCGGCCCCGAAGCCGUCGCGGAAAUCGCCACCCGCCUCCGCGAGCUCGAACGCCGCACAUCGGCCCUCAACAACCGUUCCAACCAACACUGGUCCUACGAAUGGCUCCGCCGGAAAGAAGUCCUUGUCCGUAAUGGUCAAGCGCCUGCGGAUGUCGUGGGCAACUGGGACAUGCCGUACGUCGACAUGCGCGAGACGGUCAAUUACCAGGAGGACUCGACGCUCCGUGAGAAGGGGCCCGUGUACAAGGCGUUUGUAACAAGCCUCUCGCCGGAUAAGAAGGCGCUGUGGACUGUGUUGACUGAGCUGGGCGGGAUGCGCGCGCGGGUCGAAGUUGGGUGGGAAGAGAAGGAGACGGAUGCGCUAGUGGGGCAGGUGAUUGAUGUUAGGCUGCAUAAGGUGGAUUCGUGGAAGGGGGUGAUACUCAUGAAAAAAGUGUAA